Messenger RNA from Cataglyphis hispanica, 4571 nucleotides. RefSeq names its product integrin beta-PS (gene mys). The record is from RefSeq and is a predicted model, not a curated record. The transcript has 10 exons. Bases 219 to 2768 code for a protein of 849 amino acids. Gene Ontology annotation, cellular component: integrin complex; focal adhesion; cell surface. Gene Ontology annotation, biological process: cell migration; cell-matrix adhesion; integrin-mediated signaling pathway. NCBI's taxonomy places the organism in Eukaryota, Metazoa, Arthropoda, Insecta, Hymenoptera, Formicidae. Gene Ontology annotation, molecular function: integrin binding.
GCGCCAAGAGAUGCGUGUAUAUAUAUAUAUAUAUCUCCUGCUUAUCGUCCUCCGCUGCUUUAGUCAUACGCGAGCGAGUGAUGUUGCUCGGCAAAUAUAAAGAUGACGGCAUCGCCGCUGUAUGAAUAAGCCGCGGGAGGUGCGCGACUGCGAGUGUCGAUCGUCUCACUUGUCUGUUUCGUCUAGAUUUGUGGCUCCUCUUUUCUUUCCCCUUCAAAAUGGGAGCGAGAUUAAUGUUCGGCAGCUCAAGAUGGCUCGUUGUGUCGGGAAUAUUAGUGGUGGGCCUGUUAGCCUCGUUCGCAUGGGCCAACUAUUCUCCUCCAGAGAGAUUGACCGGCAUGAAUCCUUGUAUCAGUAAACAGACAUGCCAUGAGUGCAUACAAACUCCGCAUUGUGCUUGGUGCGCAGCACCGAAAUUUUCCGAGAAGAGAUGUUUCCUCCCAAAUAUCAAUACCAAGAUAUUCGCGACGUGUCCUCCCGAGUACACGUGGAAUCCUGAUAAUGUCUUCAGCAUGCUGCGUCACCGUAACUUGACCAAGGGCAGUUUCGCCGCUGGCGGUGGCGCAGGAGGAGGAUAUGGCAGCAUCGAAGGCUACUCUAAUUUCUCAUCUUCCAGUUCAUCUUCUUCGCAUUUUCAUAAGGAAAGUUCGAGCAGUAGUGGAAGUAGAAGACAGGAGGCCGUGCAAAUGUGGCCACAAGAAGUCAAUCUGAAACUUAGAAUAAAUGAAGCUUAUAGAAUGUCCUUCGCUUAUUCUCAAGCGGAGGAUUAUCCCGUGGAUCUUUAUUAUCUUAUGGACCUGAGCAAGUCCAUGGAGGACGACAAGAAGAAACUGUCUGAUUUGGGCCAAUUGUUGGUCGAGAGCAUGAGCAAGAUUACGAGCAACUUCCGUUUGGGUUUUGGUAGCUUCGUCGACAAAGUCGUGAUGCCAUACGUCAAUACCGUGCCAAAAUCUCUUAUCGAACCAUGCGACGGUUGCGCGGCGCCUUAUGGAUACAAGAACAUCAUGAGGCUCUCUCAAGAUACGAGCAAAUUUGCGGGAUUGGUGCGUAACGCAUCCGUGUCCGGCAAUCUCGACGCACCGGAGGGCGGCUUCGAUGCAAUUAUGCAAGCGAUAGUUUGCCGUAAUCAGAUAGGAUGGCGCGAAAAGGCACGUCGAUUACUGGUAUUCUCGACCGACGCUGGUUUUCAUUAUGCAGGCGACGGUAAGCUGGGCGGUAUCAUCAAGCCGAACGACGGCCUGUGCCACUUGGACACCAGAGGCAUGUACACCCAUUCGUCUCUGCAAGAUUAUCCGAGCAUCUCGCAGAUUAAUCUAAAAGUGAAACAAAAUGCCAUAAAUAUCAUAUGGGCUGUCACUGAGGAGCAGAUCAACGUUUAUAAAAGACUUACGAAGCACGUGGAGGGUUCCUUCGCCGGCAAAUUGUCUGACGAUUCCAGUAAUGUCGUGGAACUGAUCCGCGAGCAAUACGACGCUAUCUCAAGUUCAGUUGAGAUGAAGGACACAGCCAGUAGCGCGGUCAAAGUGAAGUACUUCUCGAGCUGCUUGGGUACUGGGCCGGCGAUCGAGACAUCGAAAUGUGAUGGACUUAAAGUCGGCACAAAGGUGGAGUUUAUCGCGGAGAUUGAAGUCACCAGUUGUCCAGCCAACAGAUCGGAAUGGAAGCAAAAGUUUGACAUUUAUCCGGUCGGUAUAAACGAGACUCUCACGGUAAAUCUGGAGAUGUUGUGCGAUUGCGAGUGCGAGCGCGAAGGCCACUUGUACGAGGAGAAAUCGCCCGAGUGCAACGGCGUGGGCACGCUCAAGUGCGGCGUUUGCGAAUGCGAUGACGGAUUCUUCGGUAAACGGUGCGAAUGCAGUCCGCAUCAGGAACUCACCGGUUUCGACAAGCACUUCCAAUCGUGCCGACCUGACAAUACCUCCCUCGUGGAUUGCUCCGGCCGCGGCACAUGCGCCUGCGGUCAAUGCGAAUGCGAGGAACGAGAAAAUCCGAAGGAGGUAAUAUCGGGACACUUUUGCGAGUGCGAUAACUUCUCCUGCGACCGCGAUCAGGGUAAGCUUUGCUCGGACCACGGCACCUGCGAAUGCGGACAGUGCGUCUGCAACGCCGGCUGGACCGGACCAUCUUGUAAUUGUAGAUCUUCUAAUGACUCCUGCAUCGCGCCGGGAACCACGAAUGGCGUACUCUGCUCGGGUCACGGUGACUGUGUUUGCGGUGAGUGUAUCUGUCACGAGGAGGGCAACACUCGAUACUCUGGCAAGCACUGCAACAAGUGCCCGACUUGUCCAAGCCGCUGCGAAGAACUAAAACCGUGCGUACAGUGUCAAAUGUAUGGUACCGGAAACUACAGUGAUCCGGAAGAAUGCGCGAGAAACUGCAAGGAAUUUGUACCCGAAAGCGUGGAGACGGUGAUCGUUGACGUGGACAACGACGAGGUGCUGUGCUUCGGCACGGACGAGGACGACUGCAAAUACAAUUUCGUGUAUUACUACAACGAAACCAACUGUCUGCAGGUUCGCGCUCAAAAAGAACGCGAAUGUCCACCACAAGUCUACAUGCUCGGAAUUGUAUUAGGCGUGAUCGCAGCAGUAGUUCUAGUCGGUCUGGCGCUGCUACUACUGUGGAAACUGCUGACGACGAUACACGACAGACGGGAGUUUGCUCGAUUCGAAAAGGAGAGAAUGAUGGCCAAAUGGGACACGGGAGAAAAUCCGAUCUAUAAGCAAGCCACUUCCACGUUCAAGAAUCCGACCUAUGCUGGAAAAUAAUACGCCUUAAAACGCGAAAUUUUUAAGAAAGAUUCACAAUACGAAUCUUUUUACGACGCGAUUUACAAUUUGCGAACGACAACUGUGCUUGGUGUCUCGUCUUAAGUUCAGCAAGAUCUUGAGUAGCUACGUAAAGAAAUGCGUAACUCUGCGGCGACAUAACAAGAUCUAGAUCUAAGGUAUUUUAGCGUUUACACAAUUAUUUAAAGGAACUAAUAUUUAAAUACAAUAUAUACUCUAUUUUGUUGAGAUAUUUGUAAAAAACGAUUUAAAAUACUGCCAUAUAACAUAGACUGCAUUAUAGACGCGCGCAUACGCGUCAUUUGUUUACGAAAUUAUAAUGUUAUAUUUUAUCGCGAUCGUGGUUUAAGGAAAGCAGGUUAGUUAGGCUAAUUUUAAUAUUCAAGUGCCUUUUAAUAUCACGACAGUGUGCUUGCAAUUGACCCUCAGUUACCUUUGCAUUUCUUACGCUAUACGUACAGAUGAACAGAGUGUAAAGUUAAUAUGUGGUAAUAUAAUUUGGGAAUGGAUCCAGAGGGGAUAAGUAAUAGGAGAAGGUUCAUACAGUCGUAUUUAUUCACAUUAUUCACGUUUCUUAGUUAUGCAUCUUUUUUAUACGCAUUUUUAAGAACAUGUUUGUUCUUUUUGUUGGAAUUGAGUUUUUAUUAUUGUCUCAAAGAUAAAGAUUAGGAAACUACAAAUAAAUUUGGAUACUUUGUACUUUCUUUGAAAGAAUGGAAACUAUGAUGUGAGUCAUAAGAUACUGUAUAUUUGAAUCAUUAGUCAACAAGAUUUUACGGGAGAUAUAAAAUAAUUGUAAAUAUUUAAGUGGUUAUAGAGUAAAUUUUAUCAAGCAUUAUUUGAACGAUCGAAAAUAAUUCGAAAACGAUACGAAAUAUCGUAUAUCGGAUCUAUUCCUGAAAUACAUCGCGCACAUAUUACGUUACAUUUCUUAUGUAUAAAUAGAAAAAAAGUGCCGCCCUUUCUUCCAGAAAACGAAUGACUGUCGAGGAUCUUAUACAUCUUUUAGUGCAAUCCAUAUGAAGAUAUAUUUCAUGCGAAAAAAUUCGAAGAUGCAUUUAUCUGCGAAUCUUCUAUCCUAUAAUGUAAUCGUUUUACUGAUUAAAGCGCGUUCUUUUUUUAUUUCCUUUUCGCGUGACUCUAAAGAGACUCGAAAGUGUUUAUAGAAAAUUUGUAUAAAUGUAUAAAGUAUUGCCCGCGUCCCGGAUAUAGAAAUAAGUUUUAACACUGUAUUUUAACGAUGGCGCGACAUCCAAUAACUAUGAUUAUGUCUCGCAUUUUAUUUCGUAAAUAUAUAUAUAAUAUAUAUAUUAUAUAUAACCAAAAAAGUGUUAUAUAAUCGGUUGUUUCUAACACAAGAGUACAUGAGUGCGAGGAUUCAGAAAUAUAUAAAGUAUAAAUAAUUCUGAAAGUAAACAAGUCGUGUAUACAAUCAUAUGCGAAUCAUCUGCUUCACUCUUCUCGAUUCGUGAAUCUCACGAAGCACAUCGAUCCCAAAAGAUAUACAUGCAACGAUGCAAAAAGGGAGAUCAAACGAUGUGAUAUCUCGAUCCAUCGUGUUUUUAAAUCAUUUUAUCUUUUUUGACAAUUUUACAACAGCUAUAACCGCGUUAUUAUUAAUCGUAUUGUCUGUUCUUUUGUUUUAUAUUAGCUCGACUGUAAGUUAACGUGAGUUAAUUACUAUAAUUGACAUUACUCCACGUGCGAUUGUUCGCAAACUCGAUGAGCUAUAUGUAGAUUAUAAGCCCUAGGCGAGAACUAAUAAAGACGAUGUGUUAGUAA